AUGAGUGGGAUGAGCUUAAUUCCCAAGAUGCAGGCGAUGGAGCAAAUCCUGUCAAGUCUGGACUCCCUGUUUCAGAAUCGUUCUGGGCGAAAACCCUCGGGAGCUGAGCGGGAAACAUCAGUGCCCGAAGAGGAGGACCCGUCGCCAUCGUCGCGGGGUGUUUAUGAGGUGGAUGCUUUGAAAACGAGCAAAAUACACAUCGGUUCAAGAUCGGCGUUAGUUGAUAUCAUGGACAAAUCGAAAGGAGCGGUGGAGACUGCGGAGGCGCUGCCAAAGGAUGAUCUCUUAACUGAGUUGGCGUUGGGGAAUCAGUCCGCAGCCUAUCCGUUUGUUGAUUUAUGGUCGUCCGACCCAUACACUUUCAACAUUGCUGGCGUAUGUGGCGUCCUUCCCGACGACGAGCAAUGUCUCAAACUUUUGGCAUGUUACAAAGAGGUUGGCGCUGUACUGUAUCCUGUGCUUCCCGAUCUGGAUAAAUUAGAACGAGACACGAAUCGUCUGCUGCAAGGCCGUCUUGCCGCGGGCGGUGUCUAUCGACCGGAUGCGAAUGGUCUUAUGAAACCCUUCGGGAUGGGCCUUCCUUUCCUGAGUCUGUUGUUCGCUGUCCUAGCAUCCGGAUGCCAGUUAUCCGACCGGCCGGAAAGCGAACGGGAGCUGACUUCCUGGGUAUAUGGCAUGACGGAACGAAUGUGCAUGGUGCUCGGUCUUCAUGUAGAGACACCUGGCUUCCCGCGACCCGUCCAGGCAGCUCGUCAACGUGUAUGGUGGGCUAUGGCUUUUCAAAACAGCCACUUCUCCUUGGCUUACGACCGGCCGUCCAUCACGAUGAUCAACCAACCGGAAAUCCCGUACGACCCCAAAUCGAUGCCCGGCCAUCGCUCAUACUUCGAAACGCUUUGUCGCAUUAUAUCCGUAGUGCUUGAAAUGCUGCGGGGUUUGCUGAUGCACCGUCAUUCUCACCUUCGAUAUCAUGAAAUCCGCGACUAUAAGCAGCGGAUUGAGCGAAUAUUGACGGAGGCGGCGCCGCAUCUGCGCUUUAGGGACUGCUGCACUAGCCUGCAAGACCACAUCGAAAGGACGGAGCUGCGGCUGCACUCCUCUUACUAUAUAUCAGUAAUGUGCCGUGUAUCGUUGGAUCCCCAUGCACCACUUGAUCCACACCGGCGGGCCAUCGUUCGCGACGAUUGUUUGCUCAAUCUGAUCAACACGAUUGAGGCUUUUGUGGAGCUGCAUUCCAUUAACCCUCAUUGUUCACGGAGCUGGAUAAGCCUGCAGCGGACGAUCGCAUCGGCGUUCCUCCUGGUUGCAAACAACCAUGACGAGAUCCAUUCCCAAACGUGGGAUCUGAUCCAACGGCUAGAGGUGGUGCUUGCUGACCACGUUAAUGGUGGCGCAGAGCCCAGUAAUAGCCGCACGGAUUCGGCAAAGCACUUGACGUCGUCACUUCGCGCUCUUCGUGAAGUCAGUGCCGCGUUCCGCUCACGGACAAAGAGAUCGUCCGCCCCAGUAUCGACCAACAUGUCGCAAACCAUCUCCCCUCCCACUAUGUCCACUUCCCCCGCAUCGUUGAAUAUUCCUUCAUCGUCACCGUAUGUAGCCGGGCAUGGUAUGUCUUCCGAAGACGGACGCAUCGGAAAUAUCCUCAACCGAGUCUCGGAUGUGAUGUUGUUUCCCAGCAUGAACACGGGGAAUGCGUGA
Messenger RNA from Aspergillus terreus NIH2624, 1698 nucleotides. RefSeq names its product fungal specific transcription factor domain-containing protein. NCBI's taxonomy places the organism in Eukaryota, Fungi, Ascomycota, Eurotiomycetes, Eurotiales, Aspergillaceae. The transcript has 3 exons. The coding region runs from base 1 to 1698 and encodes 565 amino acids. The record is from RefSeq and is a predicted model, not a curated record. Gene Ontology annotation, molecular function: carboxy-lyase activity.